GUCUCUAUGGCGGCGCGGGACCACGCGCGGGCGAGCAAGAUGGAGGAGAGCUCGAGCCCCAUCAGCGUCAUCCUGGUGAGCUCCGGCAGCCGCGGCAACAAGCUGCUCUUCCGCUUCCCGUUCCAGCGGGGGCCCGGCAGCCCGGCCGCCCAGACCGGGAAACCAAGGAGUAGGUACGUUGUGAACAGUAUUGGUGACAACGUGGAAGACCCUGAUGGAGACUCCAGAGAGCCCCGCCCUCUCACUGAUGAGCAGGUGGUGUCGGGGUUCUCGGACGUCAUCCUGGCAACCAUUCUGGCUACCAAGUCGGAUAUGUGCGGCAAGAAGUUUGAGCUGAAGAUUGACAACGUCCGCUUCGUUGGCCACCCAACUCUGCUUCAGCAUGCCUUCGGGCAGAUCUCCAAGACGGACCCCUCUCCAAAGAGGGAGGUGCCCACCAUGAUCCUCUUCAACGUGGUGUUUGCCUUACGGGCCACCGCGGAGCCCUCCGUGAUCAGCUGCCUGCACAACCUCUCCCGCCGCAUUGCCAUCGCCCUGCAGCACGAGGAGCGCCGCUGCCAGUACCUCACCCGUGAGGCCAAGCUCAUCCUGGCCAUUCAGGACGAAGUGUCGGCCAUGGCGGAAGCCACCGAAGGCCCACAGUCGCCUUUCCUCCACAUCCUUCCGAAGUGCAAACUGGCCCGAGACCUGAAGGAGGCCUACGACAGCCUCUGCACGACCGGCGUGGUCCAGCUGCACAUCAACCACUGGCUGGAGGUGAGUUUCUGCCUGCCGCACAAGAUCCAUUCCGUGGCGUCCCAUUUCAUCCCCCCGGAAGCCAUCGAGAGGAGCCUGAAAGCCAUUCGGCCGUACCACGCCUUGCUGCUGCUGCGGGACGAGAAGUCCCUCCUGAGCGAGCUCCCCCUGGACUGCUCCCCUGCCCUGGUGCGCGUCAUCAGGACCACCUCGGCCGUGAAGAACCUCCAGCAGCUGGCCCAGGACGCCGACCUGGCGCUGCUCCAGGUGUUCCAGCUGGCUGCACAUCUGGUUUACUGGGGCAAAGCCAUCAUCGUCUACCCGCUGUGCGAGAACAACGUCUACAUGCUCUCCCCCAACGCCAGCGUCUGCCUCUACUCCCCUCUGGCCGACGAGUUCUCCGGCCACUUCCCGGGCCACGACCUGCCCUCUGUUCUGUCGAAGUUCUCCUUGCCGGUUUCCCUGUCGGAGUUCAAGGACCCUCUCGCUCCCCCCGUGCAGGAGACGCAGCUCAUCCAGAUGGUGGCCUGGAUGCUCCAGCACCGGCUCCUGGUCCAGCUCCACACCUACGCCUGCCUGAUGGCCCCCCCGAAGGAAGAGGACUUGCGAGCCAAAGCGGAGGAGCUGCCCUUCGCUGCCCGAGUCGGGGGCCGAAGCCUCAGCACCCCCAACGCGCUCAGCUUCGGCUCUCCAACCAGCAGCGACGAUAUGACCCUCACCAGCCCCAGCAUGGACAACUCCAGCGCAGAGCUGCUGCCGGGCGGCGACUCGCCGGUGAACAAGCGCAUGACGGAGAAUCUGCUGACCAGCCUCUCGGAGCACGAGCGGGAGUCGAUUCUCAGCGUCCCGGCAGCUCACAACCCAGAAGACCUGCGCAUGUUUGCCAGGCUGCUGCACUAUUUCCGAGGGCGCCACCACCUGGAGGAGAUCAUGUACAACGAGAACAUGCGCCGGUCCCACCUGCUGAUGCUCUUCGACAAGUUCCGCAGCGUGCUGGUGGUGACCAACCACGAGGACCCCGUCAUCUCGGUCUUCCAGUCCCCCCAGAAGUGAGCGGAAGCUGCCUUGGAUCUCGCCUCAGAGCGUGGGGGCAGGAGUGGAGCUGGACUGUGGCG
Elgaria multicarinata webbii is the source of this 1850-nucleotide messenger RNA. RefSeq names its product NPR3 like, GATOR1 complex subunit (gene NPRL3). Gene Ontology annotation, cellular component: GATOR1 complex. Lineage: Eukaryota; Metazoa; Chordata; Lepidosauria; Squamata; Anguidae. The transcript has 14 exons. The record is from RefSeq and is a predicted model, not a curated record. Bases 7 to 1788 code for a protein of 593 amino acids. Gene Ontology annotation, biological process: negative regulation of TORC1 signaling; positive regulation of autophagy; cellular response to amino acid starvation.